Messenger RNA from Heterocephalus glaber (naked mole-rat), 2267 nucleotides. RefSeq names its product protein kinase domain containing, cytoplasmic (gene Pkdcc). Gene Ontology annotation, cellular component: extracellular region. The record is from RefSeq and is a predicted model, not a curated record. Lineage: Eukaryota; Metazoa; Chordata; Mammalia; Rodentia; Bathyergidae. Gene Ontology annotation, molecular function: ATP binding; non-membrane spanning protein tyrosine kinase activity. Gene Ontology annotation, biological process: skeletal system development; peptidyl-tyrosine phosphorylation.
GCGGGGGAGGGGAGCGAUGCGGCGCCGGCGGGCGGCCGUGGCCGCGGGUGUUUGCGCCUCCUUUCUGCUGGGCUCGGUUCUCAACGUGCUCUUCGCACCGGGCUCUGAGCCCCCGCGGCCCGGCCAGCCCCCUGCGUCCUCGGCCGCCCCGGGCCCGGGCCGUCGCGGGGCCCGCGGGGAGCUGGCCCGGCAGAUCCGCGCGCGCUACGAGGAGGUGCAGCGCUAUUCCCGCGGGGGCGCGGGGCGCGGGGCCGGCCGGCCAGAGCGGCGGCGCCUGAUGGACCUGGCUCCGGGUGGGCCGGGCCUGCAGCGUUCGCGGCCCCCGCCCGACGGCGCCCCGGGCUGGCCCCCGGCUCCCGGCGCGGGUUCCCCCGGCCCGGGCCCGCGCCUGGGCUGCGCAGAGCUCCGCAACGUGUCCGGCGCGCAGUACGUGGGCUCGGGCUACACCAAGGCGGUGUACCGGGUGCGCCUGCCCGGCGGCGCCGCGGUGGCGCUCAAGGCGGUGGACUUCGGCGGCCACGACCUGGGCAGCUGCGUGCGCGAGUUUGGAGCGCGGAGGGGCUGCUACCGCCUGGCGGCCCACAAGCUGCUCAAGGAGAUGGUGCUGCUGGAGCGGCUGCGGCACCCCAACGUGCUGCAGCUGUAUGGCUACUGCUACCAGGACAGCGAGGACAUCCCAGACACGCUGACCACCAUCACGGAGCUGGGAGCCCCUGUGGAAAUGAUCCAGCUACUGCAGACUUCCUGGGAGGAUCGAUUCCGAAUCUGCCUCAGCCUGGGCCGCCUCCUCCACCACCUGGCCCACUCCCCGCUGGGCUCGGUCACUCUGCUGGACUUUCGCCCUCGGCAGUUCGUGCUUGUGGAUGGGGAGCUGAAGGUGACAGACCUGGAUGAUGCACGUGUGGAGGAGAUGCCAUGUACAAGCAACGCCGACUGUGUGCUUGAAUUUCCAGCAAGGAACUUCACCCUGCCUUGUUCUGCCCAGGGCUGGUGUGAGGGCAUGAACGAGAAGCGGAACCUCUACAAUGCCUACAGGUUUUUCUUCACAUACCUCCUGCCCCACAGCGCUCCGCCCUCACUCCGGCCUCUGCUGGACAGUAUCGUCAAUGCUUCAGGAGAGCUCACCUGGGGGGUGGACGAGACCCUGGCCCAUCUGGAGACGGUGCUGCACCUGUACCGGAGCGGGCAGUAUCUGCAGAACUCCACGGCAAGCAACAGUGCUGAAUAUCAGCGCAUCCCAGACAGCACCAUCCCACAGGAAGACUACCGAUGCUGGCCCUCCUACCACCAUGGCAGCUGCCUCCUGUCCGUGUUUAACCUGGCUGAGGCCAUGGAUGUCUGUGAGAGCCAUGCCCAGUGCAGUGCCUUUGUGGUCACCAACCAGACCACCUGGACAGGUCGGAAGCUGGUCUUUUUCAAGACUGGAUGGAGCCAUGUGGUCCCUGAUCCCAACAAGACCACCUAUGUGAGGGCCCCUGGCUGACCUGCCUGAGGGCUCAGCCGAGCAGCUGACCGUCCUCACCAGCUGGGCUUGCUUGCAGCAGGAGUGAUUUACACCAGCAACACUGCAUGUCACCUGGAAACCCCUGCAAACAGUGCUGACUUCCCAGACGGACUGACGUGACCAGUUCAAACGUGCAAUAUUGCAAAAUGUUAAACUGUGAGUUUACCAGCCUGGGUCUGAGACUGCUGGCUGUCAGGCCAGGAAUCAGUGGUCAUGGGGCUGCAAGCCAGGCCCAGGCUGGUCCAAACCAGGAGUGUUCCAUGGGCAGCCCCAUCACUGUGUUCAUAGCAUGAGAAUGUAACCAAAGCCCUGCCACUGCUGCUGCACACGAUGCAGCGGGCAGGGGCCUUGUGGGGACAAUCGGUCACACACGGUCCUCUCAGCUUAGCUCCACUCGGGAGACUUGGUGGGGGGGUGCUCCAGGAGAGGCUCUGGCCCCCCCGACAGAGGAUGCUCCCAGACCAUCCUGGGGAUCAGGAGCCAGGGCACACAUGUCCAAAUGAGCCAAGACUGGGAGGAGGAGGAGGAGAAGGAGGAGGAGGAGCAGGUUGCAGUUUGAGCCAGGACCUGGGGUGGGGGUGGAGCCUGGGCCUUUCUGCCUCAUUUGCUUUCAGUGAAAGCUGCAGAGCAGCCAAAACCAGGCUUUCCCCCCUCUAGGAGUUUGCAUAUCCAGAAGUUUUUAUACUUCUUGUUCAUUAAAUUGUUUAUUUUUGUAAAAAAAAAAAUAUCAAUCAGCUAAUAAAGUGAUUUUUCAAGGCAAAAA